UCACACACACACACACACACACACACACACACACACACACACACACACACACACACACACACACACACACACACACACACACACACACACACACAUUCAUUCACUGAUGCGUUUAUGUUCAACCUACUGAGGAAACAGGCAGUUUGGUUUCUGUGACCCUUCAUCCCACAGUCAGAUCUGUGAUCGGUGAGUUUAACAACGACUCUAUUGUCCAACCAGAGCUGCUGCUGCUGCUGCUGCUGCUGCUGCUGCUCCAACUUCGCAACCAGCAAACUAACGGACCUCCUGCUCCACACACAGUGAGUUCUAACUGUUGGAUGUAAAACGCGCGGUUGACUGGCCUGAAGUUGUUUCCCCAGGAGGUUGUUCCUGCAGAGUCACGUGCAAGAGCGGAGCCGAGCGGAGUGGGACGGACUUGGAUGUUACUCAGGAUCUCCCGAUGCAGCAGCAGUAAAGAUCCACAAUCACAUCAGCAAAGAAAGCACCAUGGCCAAGAAACUAUGUGGGACCAACUACCCGACCAGCAUCUGCUUCAUAGUGGUGAAUGAGUUCUGUGAACGCUUCUCCUACUAUGGCAUGAAAGCCGUGCUGACGCUCUAUUUCCUCAACUACUUCCACUGGGACAAAGACCUCUCCACCGCAGUCUACCACGCCUUCAGCAGCCUCUGCUACUUCACACCCAUCCUGGGAGCGCUCAUCGCCGACUCCUGGCUCGGAAAAUUCAGGACCAUCAUCUACCUCUCCAUCGUCUAUGUGAUCGGCCAUGUGGUCAAGUCGGUCGGAGCCAUUCCCACUGUGGGAAACACCAAUGUGCACAUUGCUCUGUCCGUGGUCGGUCUUAUACUCAUCGCCUUCGGCACCGGAGGAAUCAAACCGUGCGUGGCAGCAUUCGGAGGAGACCAGUUUGACGAGGAGCACGUCAGCGAGAGGCAGAAAUUCUUCUCCAUUUUCUACAUGUCAAUUAACGCUGGUAGCCUCCUGUCGACUGUGAUCACACCCAUACUGAGAGGGGAUGUGCAGUGUUUCGGUGGCGACUGCUACGCUCUGGCCUUCGGGGUUCCUGCCGUUCUGAUGAUCGUGGCUUUAGUUGUUUUCAUUGCUGGCAGCGGGAUGUACAAGAGGAAUCCUCCCCAGGGAAACAUCCUGUUGGAAGUCUGCAAUUGCAUUGGAUUUGCCAUCAAGAGCCGCUGGAGGAGCUCAAAGUACGUCCCCAAGAGGAAGCACUGGCUGGACUGGGCUGAGGAGAAGUACUCGAAGCGUCUGAUCCAGGAGAUAAAGAUGGUGCUGCGGGUGCUGGUGCUCUACAUCCCACUGCCCAUGUUCUGGGCUCUGUUCGAUCAGCAGGGUUCCCGUUGGACGCUUCAAGCCACGAGGAUGAACAUGGCUGUUGGAGGUUCCUUCAUUAUUAAGCCGGACCAAAUGCAGAUGAUGAACGCUCUGCUGAUUCUUCUCUUUGUGCCCAUCUUUGACCUCAUCAUCUAUCCGCUCAUCGGCCUCUGCAGAAUCCACCUCACGCCUCUAAAGAAAAUGGCUGCAGGGAUGGUUUUUGCAGCGCUGGCCUUCGGAGCGGCCACACUGGUGGAGGUGAACGUCGUGAAAACAGUGGUGGAUCCUGCACCCUCAGGGAAAUGUCUCGUGCAGACCUUAAACCUGGCAGGAGGUGAUGUCAUGGUGGAUUUUCCUGGCAGUGACCUGUUUAAAGAGCCGAUCCCAUACCUUCAGGACCCUCCUCAAUAUGAAACACUUCCACUGGGGUCGUCCAGCAAAGAACUGACAAUUCAAGUCACUUUGAAUGGAGAAACUUCAGCGUGCAACCAGACGUUUGAACAACAAAAGGCCUACACCCUCAUCAUCUACUCCCAAACUACAGGAAUCCAGUGCAAACUCGUGAAUGACUCCAUUAAGAAAAAUGAAAAUGGGAAUCCUUCUCUGAGGUUUCUCAACACGCAGCCAACAGAAAUGAACCUAACUGUGGGAGACGUGACUUUCCACGUGGCCCCCGGUUACAGCAUCACCCCAGACAAGGCUGUGGAGCGGGGAGAAUACCCAUAUGUAAGCUGCAGCCCCCAGUCAGAGAAUUGCUCUGAGUUUAACCUGGGCGUCUUGGACUUUGGAGCUUCCUACACCGUCAUACUCACUGAGGAAUCAGGUCAAAUUGCAGCCAACAGGGUGGAAGACGUGAGAGCCAACAACGUGAACAUUGCCUGGCAGAUCCCCCAGUACGUGCUCAUAACGGCUGGAGAGGUCAUGUUCUCCAUUACAGGCCUGGAGUUCUCCUACUCACAGGCUCCGGCCAACAUGAAGUCAGUCCUGCAGGCCGGCUGGCUGCUCACCGUCGCGUUUGGGAACGUGAUAGUGCUGAUUGUGGCAGAGGGUGCGGGACUGGAACAGUGGAAGGAGUUCCUGCUGUUUGCCGGCCUGCUGUUGGGCGUCUGCAUCAUCUUCUCCUUCAUGUCCUACUUCUACACCUACGUUGACCCUGAUCAGGUGGAGAAGUUGUACCUGGACGACUCAGGGAAGGAGGGAGACGACGAUGACAAGAUGAAGAAAAAAUCCAACGACAUAGACCUGAACAAGACGGGGAAGACCACCAAAUUAUAAUCGUGCCACAUAACAAAGGUAGUGAGCCGAACUUGUCGGGAUGCUGGGGCUGCUUACCAACUCAAUCCAGGAGUUGACGCUAACAGUGACGGGAUCCACUGACUCCACGUAGUGCCACCAGUGUCUGGGAACAUAAAGCACCUGAGGAAAGAAGAUAAAAUGGAUUCACAGUUCAGAGACGUCACCAACUCCUCUCCUCUUUGUCUUCAGGCCUGAGAUUUCAUUACUUGUUUGAUUGUCCACUAGAUGGCAGCAUACACCGUCAUCCCUGGAUGUUGGUUCACCCAUUCAUAAAGUGACUAUUUAAACGGAGAGUCUUAUUGAUUCUCUGCCUCGUCAGCAGUCUUGAUUCAUUCAUGGACAGUUGGUGGAGCCAUUUUUAUACAACUAUCCAUUCUGUGUCAACAGCUAUAGUAUUUACAAGUGUCUGGUGAAACAACCACCUAUGGCUUUCAACGGUUUGUAAAUCCCAGCUCAUUGAUUGUGACAAAGGCUGUGAGAUAGUGCUGUUGGUAGAUCUGGAAGCCAGAAAACUGACCUUCUUCCUUACGAUUCGAUUGAAUCAUGAAAUCAAUUACUGGGACACUUAAGUUAAAUAGAGCCAUUGUUGCUGUUAUCAGGAACAUCUGGGCCUUUUCUAAUGUGAAAAAAGGUCUAGACAGCUGUGCUCAAAAUCACUCAAGACCUUUGACCCUGGGAUCCACGUAAAGGUUGAGCCUGAAUAUAACUGAAUAUCUCCGGGGUCUGCUAGCUGUUCGCUAGCAAAGCUGUGAGAAGAAAUCUGGUGAUCCUACAGAUUUUAAAACAUUCUCAAUGAUUCCUGUGAUGUCGUUAACAAACCCUAAUGACAAAGUAAUGGCAUUGACUAUUAUAAUUAACUAUGAAUAAAAAUAAAACACAAAUGUAUUUAUAGCUUGAAUUAAGAAAAUACAUAGGGUUAGGCUAAUCUGUAUCCUGUAAAAUAAAAGUUUUCAUAUCUUCAUAAGUCUGUAAAAGGCAGAUUUUUUACAGGCUUACAGACAAGUCAGUCAUGCUCUAGAACAAAAACACCCUGGAAGACUUGAAACUAUUUUUGAAGUAGUCUCUGAAAACCAGGGCAGCUUCUGGUUGCACAACCUCUCAGUCAUAACUGUGCCUACUCUGAACUCACCUGCUUGGAAAGCAGUACUGAGGACGGGGACUUGAGUGAUCAGUCAGUCGAUCUACUGAACCACACGUGAUCCUGUAAAUUCUCUGCUUGAUAAGACGUCAGGAGUGAUGACCUGAACCUUCCACUCCAUUUAAUAUAAAACCUCCAAGCUGCUGAAGGUGAAACACUGGAACUGAGGAGGCCUGAAUUUAAUUGCAACACAAGUCACGACCAUUGCCUUACUUCAGGCUUUUACGGUGGACAGCACGACAAAUAAAUCUCACAGUUGAGUCUACUUUUACAUGUUGUGAGCUUAAGGACCAAUAAAGCUAUAUUUUAUGGUUAUUGCUUCUGUGUCAAAAGCAGUUUAUCUCAUGAAUGUAGAGUGACAGUAUUGCAUAAGAUCAAACAUCAGUAAAUCACUCACACUAGGUUUUCAGUGCCUUGUAGAUAUGAGCAAGAUUUUUCGAUUUUUUCCCAUACAAUUAAGAAUGAUUCAAUUCAAAAGGCAUUUUCAACUUCCAACUUAACAGAACAAAAAU
This is a messenger RNA of Hippoglossus stenolepis (Pacific halibut), 4272 nucleotides long. RefSeq names its product solute carrier family 15 member 2 (gene slc15a2). The transcript is spliced from 24 exons. Bases 487 to 2601 code for a protein of 704 amino acids. The record is from RefSeq and is a predicted model, not a curated record. Gene Ontology annotation, molecular function: dipeptide transmembrane transporter activity. Gene Ontology annotation, cellular component: membrane. Gene Ontology annotation, biological process: oligopeptide transport; transmembrane transport. Lineage: Eukaryota; Metazoa; Chordata; Actinopteri; Pleuronectiformes; Pleuronectidae.